Messenger RNA from Myotis daubentonii (Daubenton's bat), 2357 nucleotides. RefSeq names its product potassium voltage-gated channel modifier subfamily F member 1 (gene KCNF1). The record is from RefSeq and is a predicted model, not a curated record. Lineage: Eukaryota; Metazoa; Chordata; Mammalia; Chiroptera; Vespertilionidae. Gene Ontology annotation, biological process: potassium ion transmembrane transport; action potential; protein homooligomerization. Gene Ontology annotation, cellular component: voltage-gated potassium channel complex; membrane. Gene Ontology annotation, molecular function: voltage-gated potassium channel activity.
GUCUGCGCAAGGGUUAAGCGGCUCGCAGGCAGCUGCCGCGCGUGCCUUGCAAAAUUUCACCAGAAGAGGGUACAGUUUGAAAGGCUCUUGACGUCAGGCUGGAAUUCCUAUUGUGCCUGGACACGGCUUGGGCAGAGCAAGCCCAAGUUCGCUCUCCCAAACCCUCUGCGGACUGCGCGGCGGGGGGCUCAGGGACACGGUCGGCGCGGGGGACACACGCCGGCGCCCGCGUGGCUCCGGGACGCGCUAGGCGCUGUCUGCGCGCCCCGGGGAAGGGGGACCCUGCCCGCCACCACCCAGGACACCCCACUUCUGCAGGAAGCCGAGCCCCAGGGGCGGAUCGCGCCGCUCGGGGAGCCGAGGUGAGUGCCCGGGGUGGGGCCGGAGGCCGCGAGAGCCCCCCGCCCACGAGCCUCGGCUCCCGAAUGCCCGCCCCGAGCCCCGCCGGGUGCAUGCCUCCUCCGCCGCGCGUCCCCGCCGGCGGCUCCCCGCUGUGACCGCCCUUCCGAGCAGGCGGGCGCCGGCUGGGCUUCCCCGAGAGCCGCGCACCGGUGGGACCAGCGGACUCCCGGGCGGCAGCGGCGGCGGCGGCGGCGGGGCGCGGAGCCGAGAGAAUGGACGGAACCGGGGAGCGCAGCCUCCCGGAGCCGGACAGCCAGGGCUCCCGGGUUGGCGACGACGUGGAGAUCGUGGUGAACGUGGGGGGCGUCCGGCAGGUGCUGUACGGAGACCUGCUCAGCCGGUAUCCUGAGACCCGGCUGGCGGAGCUGCUGACCUGCCUGGCCGGCGGCUACGACAGCAUCUUCUCCCUGUGCGACGACUACGACCCCGGGAAGCGCGAGUUCUACUUCGACCGCGACCCGGACGCCUUCAAGUGCGUCCUGGAGGUGUACUAUUUCGGGGAGGUGCACAUGAAGAAGGGCAUCUGCCCCAUCUGCUUCAAGGGCGAGAUGGACUUCUGGAAGGUGGACCUCAAGUUCCUGGACCAGUGCUGCCGGAGCCACCUGCGCGAGAAGCGCGAGGAGCUGGAGGAGAUCGCGCGCCGCGUGCAGCUCAUCCUGGACGACCUGGGCCUGGACGCGGCCGCGGGGCGCUGGCGCCGCUGCCAGCAGCGCGUCUGGAAGUUCCUGGAGAAGCCCGAGUCCUCGCGCCCCGCGCGCGCCGUGGCCGUGCUGUCCUUCCUGCUCAUCCUCCUCUCGUCCAUGGUCAUGUGCAUGGGCACCAUCCCCGAGCUGCAGGUGCUGGACGCCGAGGGCAGCCGCGUGGAGCACCCGACGCUGGAGAGCGUGGAGACGGCGUGCAUCGGCUGGUUCACGCUGGAGUACCUGCUGCGCCUGUUCGCCUCGCCCAACAAGCUGCACUUCGUCCUGUCCUUCAUGAACAUCGUGGACGUGCUGGCCAUCCUGCCCUUCUACGUGAGCCUGACGCUCACGCACCUGGGCGCGCGCAUGAUGGAGCUGACCAAGGUGCAGCAGGCCGUGCAGGCGCUGCGCAUCAUGCGCGUGGCCCGCAUCUUCAAGCUGGCGCGCCACUCCACCGGCCUGCAGACGCUCACCUACGCGCUCAAACGCAGCUUCAAGGAGCUGGGGCUGCUGCUCAUGUACCUGGCCGUGGGCAUCUUCGUCUUCUCAGCCCUGGGCUACACCAUGGAGCAGAGCCACCCCGAGACGCUGUUCAAGAGCAUCCCGCAGUCCUUCUGGUGGGCCAUCAUCACCAUGACGACCGUGGGCUACGGCGACAUCUACCCCAAGACCACGCUGGGCAAGCUGAACGCGGCCAUCAGCUUCCUGUGCGGGGUCAUCGCCAUCGCCCUCCCCAUCCACCCCAUCAUCAACAACUUCGUCCGGUACUACAACAAGCAGCGCGUCCUGGAGACGGCGGCCAAGCACGAGCUGGAGCUCAUGGAGCUCAACUCCGGUGGCGCUGGUGGAGGCGAGGGCAAGGCCGUGGGCUCCCUGGGCGACCUGGACAACCUCCCACCACUGGAGCCCGCAGCCAGCAAGGAGGGGGCCUGGGGAAGCCGGCUCAAGAUCUCCCACAGCGACACCGUCAUCCCCCUCCUGACCCAGGAGAAGCACCACAGGACCCGGCUGCAGAGCUGCAAGUGACGUGGGCCGAUGGGGCGCAGGUGGGCAGAUGCUGUGACUGUCCGUGCCCCCCCUCCCCUCCUGAGCUGAACUCUGAAGGCCCUCUGGGCAUCUGCCAUGAGGCUGGGUAAGACCCUGUGCGUUGCCGGCUGUCCGGGAGCCGGCGCUGGGGAGGGGUGGCGGGGAGCCAAGGCUGGAGGGGUGAUGGAGGCUGUUUCACGGGCGGCAGGGACCCUGGGCCCGAUCUGUAUCUUUCAAUAAAGCCCUGCU